GAAAAUAAUUUUGAUGUAUUAGACUUGAAAUAUCGUACUACCAAGUAUUCUACUGUUAAAGUUUCUUUCAGAGAAAAAAAGGGGUUCUUGCGUAAUCUUAUUAUUUGGCAUGAAAAAAUUUCCAACGUCGAAGAUUAUGUUAACUUGAAUGAUACAUUAAAUAUUUUGGAAAUAAACUUCAAUGAUGAACUUGACAAGUGUCUAAUCGUUUUAAAAUCAUUAGUGAACGAAGAUGGUACUGAUGAUUUGAAAAAGUUUAGUAAUCAAUCUCAGAAAUUUAUCAAAAUGGCUUAUAUAUAUGGAGAUGAUAUAAUUGUUCAUCUAAAAAAAGAGUAUUUUGCGGAAUCUAAAAGAAUAACAAAUUGUUGUUUG
Messenger RNA from Dentiscutata erythropus, 372 nucleotides. The record is from the annotation of a GenBank genome assembly. NCBI's taxonomy places the organism in Eukaryota, Fungi, Glomeromycota, Glomeromycetes, Diversisporales, Gigasporaceae.